GCCGAGAUGUUAUUGCUCAAGCCCAGUCUGGAACUGGCAAAACAGCAACCUUCUCCAUAGCCAUUCUAGAACAACUCAAGGUUGACUUCCCAGAAUGUCAGGCCCUUGUCCUAGCCCCCACAAGAGAAUUGGCUCAACAGAUUCAAAAAGUAAUGAUUGCUUUAGGAGAUUAUAUGGGGGCACAGUGCCAUGCCUGUAUAGGUGGCACUGCUGUACGUGAUGACGUACAGAAAUUACAGAGUAGCACGGUGCAUGUGGUUGUAGGCACUCCUGGCAGAGUACAUGAUAUGAUAAAUAGAAGAGCACUAGAUCCAAGAAGUAUAAAGAUGUUCGUACUAGACGAAGCUGAUGAAAUGUUGUCUCGUGGAUUCAAGGAUCAGAUUUAUGAUGUGUUCAGAUACAUGCCUCAAGAUAUUCAGGUUAUCCUGUUGUCUGCCACUAUGCCAGAUGAAGUGUUAGAAGUAACUAAAAGGUUCAUGAGAGAACCUAUACGUAUUCUAGUUAAAAAAGAAGAAUUGACCCUUGAGGGUAUUAGGCAAUUUUAUAUUCAAGUAGAAAAAGAGGAGUGGAAGUUGGAUACUCUAUGUGAUUUGUAUGAGACUUUGACAAUUACCCAAGCUGUGAUCUUCUGUAAUACACGUAGGAAGGUAGACUGGCUCACUGAGAAAAUGUUGUCUAGAGACUUCACCGUGUCUGCCAUGCACGGAGAUAUGGAUCAGAAGGAGCGUGAUGUUAUCAUGCGUGAGUUCCGUACCGGCUCCAGCCGCGUACUUAUCACUACUGACUUGCUUGCACGUGGCAUUGAUGUGCAACAAGUUUCUCUGGUCAUCAACUACGAUCUGCCAGCCAACAGAGAAAACUACAUUCAUAGGAUUGGUCGUGGAGGACGAUUUGGUAGGAAAGGAGUUGCAAUAAACUUUAUAACUCGGGAGGACGAAAGAACUCUACGAGACAUUGAACAAUUUUAUAACACUCAAAUUGAGGAAAUGCCCAUGAACGUCGCUGAUCUCAUCUAGAUUAUUUGGCUGAUUACGAGUUGUUUCCGCGCGCUUAUUUCACUAUAAUAAAAUAUAGUCAUUGGUACCGAGAUUUGGAAUAUUGUGGAAAUUGUUGUUUACGCCCUUGGUACCGGUGAUUUCUUGAUUAUUGCAAACUUUUAGUGUCGGUUGUCUGCUUGCAGACAAAAUUAUAUAUAUUGAUUACAGUGAUACAUUGCGAGGGAUACGAUUUACAUUCAGUUGAAUACAGCGAUUUUUGAGAACAGUUGAAUUUGGACUCCCCCUGGGCAUUUAGUGCUUUUUAGGGAGAAUUUUUUUUAAUUAAUUCAAUGUUAAUGUUAUAAUAUUUGUGUAUAUACAUCAAUUGUACUUGUUAGGAAUUUCUUUAUCUAUGUAUUUUGUCAUGUGAGCUAUUGAAUAUUAGUGCGUUUCUGUGGUAAAAGAGGGAGAGUUUCCCUUUUUGGGACACGUUCCCCCCUUUGGGGGCCCCUUUCUGGGCUCUUAUUUGAUCCUUCAAAAUUUAGCCUCAGAGUUGCUGUAAAUAUAUAUAUAAUUGUUUAGUGCUGCUGUAUAUUGAGCUGUUAUUCCAAACACAACAUAUUUCACCAUAAAUACUUCUCUUACCUUUAAUUUAUUGCAGUUUUUUUAUGUUACAGUGUUUGUUUCUCUAGAUUAGAAAAAUGGAAUUGCCUCUUUAUGACCAUUGCACGGAAUGUGCCUCUAGUUGGAAGCUGGUAUAUUGUGAGGUCUACGAUAAUACAAAUCAUGUAAAGCGCUAUCAACAACAAAUAAUUCAAAGCCAUAGGUGUAUUAAAAAAUUAUAUAAUUUCAAA
Messenger RNA from Ruditapes philippinarum (Manila clam), 1831 nucleotides. Its product is annotated as eukaryotic initiation factor 4A-I-like. The record is from RefSeq and is a predicted model, not a curated record. NCBI's taxonomy places the organism in Eukaryota, Metazoa, Mollusca, Bivalvia, Venerida, Veneridae. Gene Ontology annotation, molecular function: RNA binding; ATP binding; RNA helicase activity.